This is a messenger RNA of Cercopithifilaria johnstoni, 678 nucleotides long. Lineage: Eukaryota; Metazoa; Nematoda; Chromadorea; Rhabditida; Onchocercidae. The record is from the annotation of a GenBank genome assembly.
AUGCAAUUGCAGAUUACACAUAUAACAGUUGCACUGGGGCGAUUGGAACAACAGUACGUGGAACACAAAGAAAAGUUCGAAAAAUGGAAGCUGAACAAUAUAGCGCAAUGUGGUACGGAAACUUACAACAAGUAUGUGGAGGAGUUUAAUGAAUGGGAGAAAGGUGUCAAAGAACAACAGAGACAACUGAUUGAAGAGCGUAAUAGUUUAAUCGCACCGCAAGAUUUGGAUACUACAUUAGAUGGUUUGUUGGCUCAGAUUUCACCAAAAGAUUUUAUUCUUGCCGUUGUGAUGAUGACUAGUAAGGAUCCUACAUUUUUUCCUGCACUACUGUCUGCUCUACAGAAAGUUCAAGCAUAUGAUGAAGCACGGCAAGCAAGUAUAUAUCAGGCAUAUGCAGCGUCAGCAGCAUCUUAUACACCAACAGCAAAUUGUCAAUAUCCCUCUCAAAUUCAGUAUUCCAGUACCAAAACUUUACGGACCGCUAAUCCGUCGCAUCCGUAUGGUGUGGUACGAUCUGAUGUUCCACUUGACGUAACCAAGCGACCAUAUGAUCGCCUACUUGGAGCCGCGAAAAGCGAUGAGAUUACUUCACGCAAAAGUUACCGGGCUCCGUCACCAGUUCGUGAUUAUCGAAAUCCCUCAACAUUACCCUUCCGUGAUUUUAGUCAAACAUAA